Folsomia candida is the source of this 1251-nucleotide messenger RNA. RefSeq names its product annexin B9. The transcript has 8 exons. The record is from RefSeq and is a predicted model, not a curated record. The coding region runs from base 152 to 1114 and encodes 320 amino acids. NCBI's taxonomy places the organism in Eukaryota, Metazoa, Arthropoda, Collembola, Entomobryomorpha, Isotomidae. Gene Ontology annotation, molecular function: calcium ion binding; calcium-dependent phospholipid binding. Gene Ontology annotation, cellular component: cytoplasm.
AGCCAGAGUAAAAAUCAUCAUUCUCAAGCAGCCGGGUGUCAGAGAAGCAGCAUUUUUCAGAUUCUUCUUCACACGAGUCAAAAAUUAUUAUAAAAAAACGCUAAAUUUUUGUGGAAAAAGAAGUCCCUUCGUGCAAAACAUUCCAUACGACAUGGAUUUCUACUUUUACGAGCCGACUGUUGUGCCGACUGAUGGAUUUGAUGCUUCCUCUGAUGCUAAGGCACUGCGUAAGGCGAUGAAAGGAAUCGGAACUGAUGAGGAUGCCAUCAUUUCCAUCUUGUCGCAGCGAGCAUUUUUCCAACGCCAGGAGAUUAUUCAAGUGUACAAGAGCGACUUUGGACGUGAUUUGAUCAAGGAUCUGAAGGAUGAGUUGGGUGGAAAAUUUGAAAAACUGAUUCUAGCACUUAUGGAGACUCCAUACAGCUAUCUCGCUACUGAGUUGCAUCGGGCUAUGAAAGGAAUUGGGACUAAUGAAGAUGUUCUUACUGAGAUUUUGUGCACACGUUCUAACCAGGAUAUUCAUGGUAUUAUUACGGCCUACCAAGAAAAGUUUGGCCAAUCUUUGGAGGAUGCCAUUGGAAAUGAAGUUUCUGGACAUUACAAGCGUCUUCUCGUGAUGCUGCUUAAUGGUGCUCGAAAUGAAACUGCAGGAGUUGACAUGGAUGCGGCUGUGGCUUCUGCCCAACUUUUGUUUGAUGCUGGAGAAGGAAGUUUUGGAACGGACGAGGAAGUAUUUACCAGUUUGCUGUCUCAUCAUAGCUUCCCCCAACUGCAAGUGAUUUUCGAUGAAUACCGUAAAAUUUCUGGAAAAACUAUCGAGCAGGCUGUGAAGGCCGAACUUUCUGGAGAUAUUGAAACCGCGAUACUGACGAUCGUGAAAUGUGCCAACAACCGGAAUCGAUACUAUGCAGUCAAGUUGGAGGAAGCAAUGAAAGGAACUGGGACGGACGAAGAAACCCUUAUGCGAAUCAUUGUAUCCCGUUGCGAAAUUGAUUUGGGUGGGAUCAAACGUGAAUAUCAGGACUUCUAUGGAAAGACUUUGUACGACUCUGUAAAGAAAGAAACCAGUGGAGAUUUCAAAAAUGCUUUACUGGCUCUUAUUGGUGAUGCCUGACUUGUUUCGUCAUGAACUUUUCAUGUUUUGACUACUAUUACUACUUGAUAUUUUCGCUAUAUAUUCAAUGAAUAUGGUGCACUGUUUUUACUUGAAAAUCAUUAAAUAAACAACUGCUCUGCAGAAAUUAAACUCCA